Molecule: messenger RNA, 3384 nt
Organism: Mercenaria mercenaria
Lineage: Eukaryota; Metazoa; Mollusca; Bivalvia; Venerida; Veneridae
Product: golgin subfamily A member 6-like protein 22
Exons: 16
Coding region: 225-2642 (805 amino acids)
Source: RefSeq, a predicted model, not a curated record
GUUACUUAAAACAGCUUACUAAAUGCACUUAAAUUGUAUUGUUGACAAUAAUUUGCGAUGUGAACAGCCUGUGUAUUGAAUCGACUGGAAUAAAGUAAAAUGUUUAGAUUACAAUUUUAUAUACAGACUUUUAAUGAUUUGAACGAAUUUUAAAUGGCCAUUUUCGUUAACUUUUAAACCUUCAAACAAAGGAACGCAGACGGAUUUUCACAGAAAAUAACAAUAUGUCUUCUUUGGACACUGUCUACGAUUGUGUUGCUGAUGUUCUUCAAAAGUUAAAAUCAGGACGUCAUCCAUCGGUAACCGUUGUAGACAAAGCAAUGGUUCAACACGGUAAAUUAAUGGACGACAUGAAAAGGUACCAGGAAGAAUUAAAUGAAAAAGGCAAAAUUGGGGUAUUUCUUGCUACAAACGUUUGUAAAGUCAACAAGACAAACGAAGAUAGUGAUAAAGUAGCAGAGGAAGAUUUAGAUCGCAAUGGGCUGUAUAAAAUGAUGGAGGCGAGUGCAAGAAACUGCGCUGAGAGUUCAAAGUUAAAGGAAGAAUUAACGUCCGCUAAAAGCGAAAUCGAAAAUUUAACAAAACAAGUUAAUGAACUGGCUGAAAAAAAUGGUAAAAUAAGGCUUAAUGAUGCAGAACUGAAUGAACUAUAUGAGCUCAGACAAGCAAAUGAAAGGCUUGGUACUAAAAUCACAAAUCUGAAUCAAGACUUUGAACUUGCACAAAAGAAUACAGCCAACACAGAAAGACAAGCCAGAGCCCUCGAGGAAAGUCUACAAGAGCUCAGAAAUGCAAACAAAAGACUUAAAUCUGAGAACACAGACUUGAACAGAGCAUUAGAAUCUGCGAAAAGUGGAGCAGAAACUCCGUCGAAACAAGUAGAUUGGUUAGUUCAUAAAGAAAAUGAUAGAGACAUACACACUGACCUAAUUAGACACAGUCUGACAGAGGAAAACGAAAGACUAAGAUCUGAGAACGUACACUUGCAUGGAGAAUUAAAAUCUGCGGGAGAUAAACUGCAAAGAUAUUCAAACGAAGUUAAAGAAUUGGCACAGAAGGUUGAAACUUCAAGAUAUAACGAUUUUGACAAGAAAGAAGUAGUUGAACUGAGAGAGGCAAAUAAAACACUUAGAUCCGACAUCAGAGAGCUGGCUCAAGAAAUAGAAUUCUUAAAACGCGACCUAGAUCAGCAGCGUAAACAGACGGAAGAGGCACACCGAAAUGCAACACAUUUUAAAAAGGAGAUCCACAAUAUGUCACGGGUUAAUGAAAGGCUUAACAGUAACAUUGUAAGAGUGGAGAGUGAGUUACAAAGAGCAAAUGACCAAAUGCAUACCUUAAAAGAGAGAAGAAAGGUAGAGAAACAAAAUGCAACAAAACAUAUAGAAGAAGCCCACUAUAUGAAUAAACAGAAUGAAAUUCUCAGUAGAGACAACAAUUGGUUGGAAAGAGAAUUAAAAGCAACAAAAGACAAGAUGCAAAGAUUAAUGGAAGGAAGAAAACAAGAUGACCAAAAUACAAGAGCGUCUAGUAAAGAUGUUUACACUGUGAAUCAAGAUAAGGGCGGACAAAGCAGUGAAAACAUAUGGUUAGAGCGGGAAUUAAAGGCAACAAAAGACAAACUGCAAAGAGUAGAAGAAGAGAGAAAUAGAGAAAAACAAAAUACAGCAAGAUCCAGACAAGAGGUCUACAGCAUAAAUCACGAAAACGAAAGGCUACGCAGUAAGAACAUUGGGCUUAAAUCUGAAUUAAACAGAACAAAAGACGAGAUGCAGAGACUAUUAGAAGGAAAGAAUAAAGUUGAACAGAAAGAUAUUAACAGGCGACCGGACACAGACAAUCCUCGCACACAUGAAAAACAAAAGGAACAAAUCAUACAUUUAUCUAACGAAAAUAAAAAACUUCAGGAUCAACUACACGAAACGAGAAAUAGAUUAAGUGCACUAGCUGGUCACAAGAUGACGGCAGAUAAUCCGAAUAUUGCUGAUUUAAGCGAUGCAUACAGACCGACCAAUAUUGCUGAGCAGUUUAGAGAAGUGUAUGAUAACGAAUGGACCCAUGCCUACGAGGAAUUAGACAUUCAAAAUCCCGAAGAAGAAACGAAAAUAAUUGACACUCUUGUGACUAUUUUGAAGAAUAUAGAGGUUUUCUGUAUGGACGUAUCUUCACAGCAGUUUGAUACAUUGAAAGCGGCGAUUGUAAAUGAAGUGACUUAUCCGAAGUAUAAACAUAAAAGCGGAACUGUGAUGGCAGGUAAACAUCGAGCUGAAAUGUCCUCAGCACAAACAGAAUUAGCAGACAAGUUAUUGAAAGAUUUGAGAAAAUCUUUGGGUAUUUUGUCUACGGGUCCACUUGCACAGAUUUUUCACACGGUAUAUAUGACACAGCAUAGGGGUGCCGACGAUGUUUGUCCAGCUGGGAUAAAUGCUUUUGUUGUACAAUCAGUAAAGCUUGUCUGGAUGAUGAAAAUGCAAACCCCGCCCAUGGGAUUUAUUUGGGCGAAAGUGAACCAGAAUGUUGACAAGAACAAGUUUACAUUUUACACAAAAAGAGGCGAUGUUACCAAACAGUGUGUUUGGCCGGCCAUUGAACUCCACAAAAAUGGUCCUCUUAUGUCAAAAGGCAUCGUGCAAGCCAUGUAAAACUUGAACUAUAAAUAAUACAGUUGGCAUGGUUAUACUCACUUUGAAUUAUGAUGCCAUGUAUCAAAGACACCAGAUACAGUAUGAUUAACAAUUAAAGGAUUUGUCUCUUUAAAUCCAAUUAAAUCAUUAGUUUUCUGGCUAUCAUAAAAUUCUUGAAUGAGAAAUAUGGACAAAAAUAAGAGCAAGUUGACGAAUUAUCUUUCAUAAUAGGUACUCUGAGUACAACAGUUGGUACUCUAAUCUCAUCAAAUACAGCUUACAAAUAUUCUUAUGUAUGCAUUUCGUGUACUUAUUCAUGAAAUACUCAUAGCUAAAUAAGCGUACUAUCUCAAUGUUUUCAGAUAUUUGGUUAGAAAACAUGUUAUUAUAUUUGGCAAUAUUGUGCGUUUUAUUCGACUUUGCGGGACGGAGUUAAUCUCUGACUUAUGCAAAUAAUGGUAAUCUAAAAAACGAAUAAAGUAAGUAGAGCAAUAUAAUUGUUUAAUUUCGUAAUCAUUCGGUAACCAAUGACUAAAUUUCAACACUACAUUGGUUACAAUGUAAGGUAGAUGGCCACUGUAUACGAAAUCAGGUUGCCGAAUAUACUACACAUCCUGCACAAUAAUGCAGUGGACCGUCGCAAAACCCCGCCCCGCCAGUCGAUUAAAAUAUAUGGUAUUCAUAUGAAUGAAAUACUCUAGAGUACUGUAAUUGAUGUCUGCAUAUGGAAUGGUUUAUAUGAAAUAAAUAAAGAACUAAA